GCGAGCCUGUCGACAAAAUCGAUCGACGUCGCGAGCGCUGCACACUUGCACCAGUCGAAUUGCUAGUGCAAUCCAUACGCCGUCGAGCUACAACACAGCUCGUUGCACGAAGCGUGUCGUGCGUACAAGCAGGUAACUCCUUGCAGAGGCAGCAAGCCACACCUCAUACCAUACAAGAUGCCGCCCAAAGCAAAGGGUAAAGGCGAGGUCAACGAGGCCGGCCAGGCCGGCGCCUCGAAGUGGGGCCGCGUGAAGACCAAUUUAAAGAUGGGCGUCGUGGGCCUGCCCAACGUCGGCAAGUCGUCUUUAUUUAACUUACUGACGGAGCAGGGCGCGGCCGCCGAGAACUUCCCGUUCUGCACCAUCGACCCGAACGAGGCGCAGUGCGGCGUGCCUGAUCAGCGCUUCAAGUGGCUCUGUGAUCUCUACAAGCCUCCUUCGAAGGUCCCGGCCAAGUUACUGGUGACUGAUAUUGCUGGGCUCAUAAAGGGCGCUUCAGAAGGUGCUGGAUUGGGCAAUGCGUUCUUGUCACACAUCCAGGCCGUCGACGGCAUCUACCAUUGCGUUCGCGCGUUCGAGUCUGACGAAGUGAUUCACGUCGACGAUAGCGUGGAUCCCGUGCGCGAUCUCGAGACUAUCCAGUCGGAGUUGUGCAAGAAGGACUUGGCCUACGUCAAGAAACAAAUCACAGCGCAUGAAACGGCAAAGCAAGGCCAGAAGGCUCCCAAACUAUCAGAAAGUUAUAUCUCAGCGAGGGAUAAAAUAGUAGCUCACUUGGAAGAGGACAAGCCGGCGUUCAUGGCGGGGUUCACGGAUAGCGAGAUCGCCGACUUCAAGGUCUGCGCUCCGGCCUUGAUAACGACGAAACCCAUCAUCUACUUAGUAAACCUCUCGAAGAAAAACUUCAUCGCCAAAAAAUCGAAAUGGUUACCUAGAAUUGCGGACUGGGUCACCAGUCAUGGUGGCGGCACGGUCAUUCCCUUUUCGGUGGAAUACGAGGAGGAGGUGUUUGGCGCCUUCCAGGCGGGCGGUGCCGCGGCGAAGCAGGAAGUCAUUGCCGCGCACCAGGGCACGAAGUCCGUCCUACCUCGGAUCAUCAAGUGCGGCUACAAGGAACUGAAUUUGAUCUACUUCUUCACGGCGGGCGAGAAGGAAGUGCGGGCCUGGAACAUCUACAACGGCUCAUUAGCACCGCAGGCCGCGGGCGCCAUCCAUUCGGACUUCGAGCGCGGCUUCAUCAAGGCCGAGCUCUGCGCCUACGACGACUUCAAGGAGCACUGCGGCGGCAAGGCGUCCAUGGCCAAUUUGAAAUCUCUGGGCAAGUACCGCCAGGAGGGCAAGAACUACGUCGUGAAAGAUGGCGACAUCAUCGAGUUCAAAUUUAACGUUAGCAAAUAACCUA
Molecule: messenger RNA, 1402 nt
Organism: Pelagomonas calceolata
Lineage: Eukaryota; Pelagophyceae; Pelagomonadales; Pelagomonadaceae
Source: the annotation of a GenBank genome assembly